Nilaparvata lugens (brown planthopper) is the source of this 1671-nucleotide messenger RNA. RefSeq lists its product as uncharacterized. The transcript is spliced from 2 exons. The record is from RefSeq and is a predicted model, not a curated record. Gene Ontology annotation, cellular component: extrinsic component of mitochondrial inner membrane. The coding region runs from base 170 to 1486 and encodes 438 amino acids. Lineage: Eukaryota; Metazoa; Arthropoda; Insecta; Hemiptera; Delphacidae.
AUACCAAACACUAGUUUGAAGGUUAUGUUCUGUUCUAGAUACUAGAUUUAGCUGUCUUCUUUUUUAAAUUAAACUUGGUUCUUGGUAUUCAUUUGUUUUUGAUUCUCAUAAAAUAUUUAUCAAGCUCAAAUGAUUAGGAAACACUCCAUUUUAGCAAGAGUCAACAGCCAUGUUUGAGUUUUCGGUGCGGAACCACACCAGGCAACCGUUUCUGCCGACCGUAUGCGCUGUGUGCGACAAAACGGCCGCCCAGUGCGCACUAAAAUCGUGCGCCGACUGCCGUCUCCUAGUCUACUGCUCACGGGCACACCAGAAGCUAGACCGCCCCCGUCACCGUCGCUUCUGCCAGGCGGUCGGGAAGAUAGCCACAAAGCUGGGCUACUCGCACAUUUUCGAGCGUCCUUUCCAUAGCCCAACCCUUUGGAGGCAGUACCGUACGGGAAUCGUCAACGCUCUCAUCAUAGAACUGCUCCGCGACCUCACCAAUUUCGAGCAUGAAACUCUAAUCUCAGCCAACGUUUGCAGGGUGUGUUUCCGAUACGACAAAUCCAUGAUAACCUGCAACACGUGCAGCUUUGUUUUGUACUGUUGUAGCGAGCACAAACUCCUCGACAUCGAUACCCAUUCAAAACUAUGUGAAAACUUUUCAAAACUAUUGAAAAUACAUUUGAAUGCAUACACUUCAGACCCGAACCGUUUUGUAUGUGAGGGCAGCAUUGCAACAGUCUCACCCCCAGAUUCGUUAGAGAGUUUCAUGACUGAUUUAGUGCGUCUGAAAGUAUACUCAAGUUAUCUAGGUGAAGAUCUGAGUAAAAUUCAUGCAAGUGAUUCCUUUUCAUACCAAUUGACAACAAUACACGCUCUUAAACAGUCUGGAGUUUUGUGUCGGAUUGGUAGCUGUAGAGAUUUGGUGAUCCAUGUUGUUGGAGCACAAGACAUGGAAGCAAGUAAUCUCAACCUAUGGAAGUAUUUAGAUGUAGUUAUUCCAGUUGAUUUUGCUUGUAUUGAUGUAGUUCUCAUAGGACCUUCACUGAAUCUAGAGUUAGCAAGUGUUUAUGGUUAUGAUCGGGAUCCUGCUAGUAGAUUUCAGUUGAAAUUGAUCAAAAGUUUCUAUCACACGUUUUACGAGAAGGAAAACGUGGCAUCUAGACCUCCCGAUCUCAUAAUAUCAUUCAAUUGCGGCUUCCAUGAGUUCGAUGGUUCGCCAGCAAAUGUCGAUACCUGGAAAGCAUCGAUUCCCUAUUUUUGUAAGCAUCCCAAUACGGCUAUUGCGUUCACUUCCUUCACAAAAAGCGAGACACAGAAAGAUUUCGAUUAUUUCCUGAAAUAUUGUGCUUGUGAACAAGUGAAAAUCGUUGAGAAACAUAAGCUUAAUCCGUUCAGAAGUAUGAAGCCCUGUUACGAUGUGGAUGAAAAUCCAGACACCUUUUUCUAUUUCAAUGAAUUCAUUACUAUUCUGAGAACUGAACCAAAUUUAGAAAGUUAGGGAGGUUUGUGUGUUAAGAGCCCUAUAGAUAGUCUUAAGAUUGAUCAGCUCUGUUGGUUCAAAACUUGGAAUGUAACAUCUUGCAUCCGUAAUCCUAGAUCAGGUUAAACUUAGAUGAUGGCCUCAAGGCUCGUAAUGUCAACAAAAUGUAUUUUUCAAUGAUUAAAUAAUAUUUUUCAAUAAUU